This is a messenger RNA of Hemicordylus capensis (graceful crag lizard), 1890 nucleotides long. Its product is annotated as solute carrier family 2, facilitated glucose transporter member 5-like. The transcript has 13 exons. Gene Ontology annotation, biological process: monosaccharide transmembrane transport. Lineage: Eukaryota; Metazoa; Chordata; Lepidosauria; Squamata; Cordylidae. Bases 163 to 1701 code for a protein of 512 amino acids. The record is from RefSeq and is a predicted model, not a curated record. Gene Ontology annotation, cellular component: membrane. Gene Ontology annotation, molecular function: hexose transmembrane transporter activity.
CUUCUACCAGAACCUUCCGGCUUCCUUCUCCUGAUUGGCUCCUGCAAUGCCGUUGGCCUUCUGAGUGACUUAUUUCAAGAGAAAACGAGGCUUGCUUGAUUGCCCCCUUUCUCACCAGUACAGAGAGCUGUGUUCAGCCUUCUGAUUUCUAUCCAAGAAAGCAUGGAAAGAUUUAAAUGGCUCACCACUGUCGGGCCCAAUAGAGAGGAUCUGACAAAGGUGCUUCUUCUGGCUACAGCAGUUUCUUCCUUGGAAUCUUUUCAAUACGGUUACAACUUCUGGCUGUCGAGCCACACAUUUGUGGGAAUACAUGGCGAUGAUAACACAACACAACAAGAAGACACGGACGUCGAAUCAUCAGAAGGCGUCACAGUCCGAGAGGCUUUUAAACUUGCCUCCGUCCCACUUGGAGGUAUUGUUGGGUCUCUUUUGGCCGGCUCCCUCUUGGAUGUGUGUGGCAGGAGAGGUACGUUGAUGGUCAAUAAUGUUAUAUCCAUCAUCUCUGCUAUACUCAUGGGUACUUCCCAUGCAGUAGAUGUCUACGAAUUCACCGUCAUUUCAAGCUUCUUCUCCGGAAUAUUUACAGGCAUCUGCUCCUUGUCUGUCCCUACCUACGUCGGAGAGAUUUCCCCCAGAAAUGUGAGAGGAGCCAUUAUCACGUUGCCGAUCGUCUUUCUUGGCCUUGGUCAUCUGACUGCUCAGCUCUUUACUCUUCGCGAAUUGGAGUGGACCAAAGAAGACUUGCCAAAAUUGAUGAGCCUCCCUGGGUGUGUGGGUAUCCUGGAAACCUGCCUUCUGCCCUUCUGCCCUGAAAGUCCUAGGUAUCUCAUGAUUCAGAAGAAGAAUGAAAAGAAAGCAAAGGAAGCUUUGAAGAAGUUGAGGGGCAAGGAUGAUGUGGAUGAUGAGAUUGAAGAGAUGCGUCAGGAGGAUGUCGGUGAGAAGUCAGAAAAGAACAUGACUUUAUGUAGACUUCUACGUUUCUCAGCCCUGAGGUGGCAAGUCAUCUCUGUCGUCGUCUUACUGGUGGGCCAACAGCAAUCUGGCAUCAAUGCGGUCUACUAUUAUUCAGAUAAAAUAUUCCUGAAAACAGGGGUGAAAAAUGAGAACAUCCAGUACAUCAAUAUAGCAGCAAACAUAGCUGGCCUCCUCUCACUCUUCGUAUCGAUUUAUAUUGUUGAUUCAUUGGGGCGAAGGAAACUACUACUCUUUGGCUUUGGCAUCAGUAGCUUCUUCUGCAUUCUGUUAACCAUGAGCCUCGAACUUCAGAGCAGUGUCCCAUGGAUGUCUUACGUCAGCACAGUUAGUGCCACCAUCUUCCUUCUGGGUCACACCAUGGGACCAAGCCCGGUUCCCAACAUAAUCACAGUGGAAUUGUUUCUUCAGACAUCCCGGUCGUCAGGCUUUGUGAUUGGGAAACUUGGGCAGUGGCUUUCAAGUUUUCUUACAGCGGUCAUAUUCCUUGUUAUAGAGAAAUUUUUUGGGACUUACAUCUUCCUAAUCUUCUGGCCUAUCUGCACAGCUACACUUGUUUACACCUUCAGGUUUAUCCCAGAAACCAAGCAGAUGACCUUUCUAGAUAUCAGGAGGAUGAUGGAUAAAAGGAGCAAUAUCAAGAGAGAGGAACUCAAGGAGGAGUUUAGGCAGCGUUCUGUAUUGGACUUUGCAAAAAGAAAUGAGCGAAGAACAGCACUGAAACGUUAACAAUGUCCUUCCCCUGUCUUGGCUCUGUUGACACAUUUGUGACAGUAGUUUCUCUUCUGGUCCUAAAGAAUUACCUCCCACCCCACCCCACCCCUGCCUUUUUCCUCUCUAUAGAUUUCUGUACUCUUGUGACCUGGACAUUACCAUAUUAAUUUAUAAAAUGUAUGGCAAAUUACAGAGUUGAAUAUA